AUGGCGUCCCGCGAUGAUUACACAGUCGGGUGGCUUUGCGCACUGCCGAUAGAGGUCGCCGCAGCCAAAGCAACGCUUGAUCGAGUCCAUGACAAUCUACCUCUGGAUCGGAACUCAGACGAUAACAAUAACUACAUUCUGGGCAGUCUUGAAGGCCACAAUGUCGUUGUGGCGUAUCCGGAUUCAGAGGCGUAUGGUACAACAUCGGUGGCCGACGUGGCCACACAGUUGCACGGAAGCUACACAUCUGUCCGGUUUAAUCUCAUGGUCGGCAUUGCGGGAGGGGUGCCCGAUACGAAGGAGGAUAUUCGCCUUGGUGAUGUUGUUGUCAGCAAGCCGACAGCUGGCCGGCCGGGUGUCAUCCAGUAUGACGUGAACGGAGAGCGAACGGAAGAUCAGUUUGUUCGCAGCAGAGUGUUAAAUCAGCCAACACCAUUGCUUCUCACAGCUAUGGGGAAGGCCGAGACAGCCGCCAUUUUUGAUGAAAGUAAGAUGCCCCGAUACAUCUCCGAGAUCGUGCAGAAAGAUCCCGUCACCUUUGCCCGCCCUGGCCCAGAGCAAGACGUCCUCUUCGAGCCGGAUUAUGAUCAUGCAACCAUUGAAUCCGAAGAAAGCGGAUGCAGUCAUUGCGAUCCGGAUAGGAUCCGAUCCCGGCAGCCUCGGGAGGUGCAGGACCCCAUAGUUCAUUAUGGCCUGAUUGCCUCCAGCUGCCAUUUGACGCGCCACGGAGCGACCCGCGACAAGUUCGCGCACAAGCAUGGCAUGCUCUGUUUCGAGACGGGAGCAGCCGGGCUGAGGGAUGCCGCCCAGUACUUGAUCAUCCGAGGAAUUUCCGACUACGCAGAUUCGCACAGGUCCGAGCUCUGGCACGCCUACGCCGCAACAGCUGCCGCAGCGUAUGCAAAAGAGGUCCUCUCUUUCAUACCCACAGUGUCCAAGACGAUACCUCUGGCCACAAACUCGUAUGCCGAGGCCGCGCCUGUUCUUGACGCUUUGCUUCUGACAAGACCCGAAGUUGAUCGGAAGUCCCUCAUUGCAUUGAAAGGGCGCAGGGUUGACGGCACCUGCGAGUGGCUCAUACAGCAUCCCCAUUAUCAAAAAUGGCUGACAGAUGCGACUCAGCCACUCCUCUGGAUCUCAGGUGGCCCUGGAAAGGGGAAGACUAUGCUAGCGAUUUACAUCACCGAGAUGCUACAGCCAGUGGGCGCCGCCGCCGAUAAUGUUCUCCUCUACUACUUCUGCAGUAACCGUGACAAGAAUCGGAAUACUGCAUUAACCAUCAUGAGAGGCAUCCUGCAUCAAUGGAUCGACCUUCAUCCGCAUCUGGCCAAGGACAUUAAGAACUCCUUCGAGGGGACGGAAACAACGAAAUAUACUAUUUCCAGUUUCGUCUCGUUGUGGAGAGCUUUCCUGAUCCUAAUCCAGCAGAGCAGGUCUUCCCAGGUAGUCUGUGUUCUGGACGGUCUGGAUGAAUGCGAAAAGGAAUCACUCAGUCAGCUUCUCGAUGCCGUUGGGAAUUAUUUGUCGAAGACUGGGGAAACGGCAAGGCCACGGCUGAAAUUCAUCAUCCUCUCUCGACCUCAGCCGGCUGUUUUGGAGAGCAAACUCGGCCAAUAUCAGCGGAUACAGUUAGACACCUCCGACACGGAAAUAUCCCAUGAUGUCGAGAGAUACAUCUUCGCCAAAGUUGCCGAACUGGCAUCCGAGCAAAACCUUUCCGCAGAGAUGGUCGCGCAGGUUCAGCAGACCUUGCUGGCUGGCGCUGAUGGGACCUUUCUGUGGGUUGGAUUCGUUGCUAAUGAGCUUCAGGGCAGGAGUUGGAGCAAAAUCGAUGACAUUCUCCGCCAUGUUCCCAAAGGCCUGGGCGGGAUUUAUCAGCGACUUCUUCAGCAGAUCAGCGACAAGGAAGCAUUGGUCCCGAUUCUUCAAUGGGUCGUUCUCGCUGCCCGGCCCCUCACACUGGAAGAAUUGACCGUGGCCGCAGGGAUCAAGAAGACUGAAACUCUUCCAGCAACGCAAGUGACCAAGAAUCUUCUCAAGUUCGGUGGGUUGCUCGUGAAGGUCGAAGGAGAUGUCGUCAACCUGGUUCACGAAUCGGCGAAGGAGUUCUUCCAGAGCGAUCAAGUCAAAAUCAAAGGGAUCAAUAUGUUCCAUAUGAGCCAGGAUACCCACAGGACUCUCAUGCAGACCUGCUUAGCGCACGUCGAACGCGGAUACGGAAAUCCCGGAAGGAUUCACGAAAUGUCUGGCUACGAUCCCUUCUUAUCUUAUGCCAGCCAGUACUGGCCGGUGCAUUUCCACCACGCCAUUCAUGUGAUCGAUACACUGUCCGAGUUCUCACGUCCAUUCUUCCGAGUCGACUCUCCGAUCCGGGGCGAAUGGUGGAAAGUCUACUGGGAGCAGGAGAAGAACGGUGGAAGCCCGCCCUCCUUCACACUCUUGCAUCUCGCGGCAUACUUUGGCAACGUACCCUGGGCCAAGUUGUUGAUCAGCAAGCAUGCCCGUCUCAUUUCGCGAAAGGACAACUACGGCCGGACGCCGCUGUCCUGGGCCGUCAACCAAGGUCACCGAGAUAUGGUAGAACUGCUGCUUGACCAUGCGGUCACCGGACAGCACAGGGGCGUCAUGUCUGUGCUGCUCGAAAACGGCGCCCGUCUCGAGGCCAAGGCGGAGCAUGGCGACACGGACACGCCGUUGAUGCGAGCCAUUCUGGCAAAUUCGAGAGAAAUGACACAGGAAUUACUUGAACACGGAGCACGCGUAGACAAAUUGCCAGCUCUUCUGGGAGUUUCUUCCCUGAGAGGACCUGCGGAUCCGAUGGACGAGAGGGUGAAAGAGCUACUUGGGCUCCAGGAGCAGGUCUUCCUCGCACGCUUCAAGCGUUCGUCGCGAUUUGUCGAUCUGGUCAUGAAAGGGCUGGGCCUUUCCCUUCGCUUUCCCCUCGUUCUCGAAUUGAUGUCCCUCUAUCUCAAGUUUGUGGCGUUGAACCGCUGGGACAGUCUGUCGGUACUGCAGGAGCUCGUCCAGGAGAACAAAACAGACGAACUGCGAGAAUGGGCGAAACUGUACCAUGUGUUCUUUUUGGGACUGGUUGUCGCCAGGAUUCCGAAGAGGCUGAAGGCCAUGGGCGACCUGUCGACGCAGAUCUUGCAGAAGGUUGCGCCCAGAGAUCUCCAGGCACUGCUGGCCAUCACGGUCUUCACCGGCAUGGACACGAAACUCACGGCUGUCCGACACGGAUGGAGAGAAGGAGAUGCCGUCACAGCUGCGGCACUUUCAGAUUGGGCUGCCAUCGCCUGUGACAGGGACGCGUUGGAGUUCUUCCAUUUUGGUAUUCGAGAGUUUUUGAGCGACUUCGAUGGCUGUGUUCGGAAUGGGAAUCGGGAAGAGAACGUACUCCGGACGACCCUACUCAUGACUGGCCACUUCGCCAUGAUCGACAAACAGGAACCAGGGCCGAUUGAGUAUUUCUCCCGGGUCGUCGCGGAGUUCUUCGAAGGAUACAUCGGCAGCAGUUACGAGGUUGCAUUGUUCAGCGAUGCGAAUCAGGCGUGCGCUAAUGAAUUAUUCGUCAUCAGCGAAAGUCGCGACUCUGCCAAAUUACGUCUCUUUCUGACCAGUAUUUUCCAGUUCGCCCAGCAGGCCCACGAGAAGGGACAGGACCGCUUUCUCAACGUACCCUCGGCAGCAUGCUUAAUUCUCUGCCAAGAGGAUGCGACCGCUCACGGGUGGCUGAUUGGUGAGGCCAUCCCGGAGGGAAUAGGGGCGUUGAUAGCGAGGGAACCUCCAGGAUCGCUGCAGAAGCGGGCUUGCAAGACUUUUGUGGAGUGCCUGAUUAUUGGGAAGCAGUAUGGUUUGACAUUACCUAAGGGCGCACUGAGACGAAGAGUGGAACAGCAUCUGCAGUCCUUGCCGGGAGUCGGACAUAUGAUGAAUCGCAUCCUUGGUUCAUAA
Messenger RNA from Purpureocillium lilacinum, 3954 nucleotides. The record is from RefSeq and is a predicted model, not a curated record. Lineage: Eukaryota; Fungi; Ascomycota; Sordariomycetes; Hypocreales; Ophiocordycipitaceae.